GCCGCCCGCGGUCUCCCGUCGGUUCUCUCCUUAGUCCGCCGUCUUCCACGGAGCUGCCGGUCCUCGUCUUCGAGCUCGCGGACUCGCGGACGGGCGUCCCCAGCGCGAAGAGGCCGGACGCGGAGUCGUCGCCUUGAGCCUUGCAUUUGAGAAGUUCCAGGUACUUUGUACAAGCACUGUCAGAAGCUGUGUGUUUUCAGCAUUUUUGUAAGGGUUCCACUGAGGUCUUCCUUCAGGCUUGGCAGCAGUCCUCUUUACCCACAGAACCAUCUUGCUGAGCUGUCUGCUUACUCUUUGAAUAGGAGAAUCUCAGUGAUGGCUGCCAUCAGGAAGAAACUGGUCAUUGUUGGUGAUGGAGCUUGUGGUAAGACCUGCUUACUCAUAGUCUUCAGCAAGGACCAAUUCCCAGAGGUUUAUGUGCCCACGGUGUUUGAAAACUAUGUGGCAGAUAUUGAAGUGGAUGGAAAGCAGGUAGAGUUGGCUUUGUGGGACACAGCUGGGCAGGAAGAUUAUGAUCGCUUGAGGCCUCUCUCCUAUCCAGACACUGAUGUUAUACUGAUGUGUUUCUCCAUUGACAGCCCUGAUAGUUUAGAAAACAUCCCAGAAAAAUGGACUCCAGAAGUUAAGCAUUUCUGUCCAAAUGUGCCCAUCAUCCUGGUUGGAAACAAGAAGGAUCUUCGGAAUGAUGAGCACACAAGACGGGAGUUAGCCAAAAUGAAACAGGAGCCGGUAAAACCUGAAGAAGGCAGAGAUAUGGCAAACAGGAUUGGCGCUUUUGGGUACAUGGAGUGUUCAGCAAAGACCAAAGAUGGAGUGAGGGAGGUUUUUGAGAUGGCCACGAGAGCUGCUCUGCAAGCCAGACGUGGGAAGAAAAAGUCUGGGUGCCUCAUCUUGUGAAGCCUUGUGAAGCACAGCCUCAUGCGGUUAAUUUGAAGUGCUGUUUAUUAAUCUUAGUGUAUGAUUACUGGCCUUUUCAUUUAUCUAUAAUUUACCUAAGAUUACAAAUCAAAAGUCAUCUUGCUACCAGUAUUUAGAAGCCAACCAUGAUUAUUAAUGAUGUCCAACCUGUCCGACCAGCCAGGGUCUUUUCUGACACCGCUCUAACAGCCCUCUCUGCACUCCACCUGACACCAGGCGCUAAUUCAAAGAAUCUCUUGACUUCUUGCUUCUUUCUAGAAAGAGAAACAGUUGGUAACUUUUGUGAAUUAGGCUGUAACUACUUUAUAACUAACAUGCCCUACCUAUCAUCUGUCAGCCGCAAGGCACUCUGGUGAGUCACUUCAGAGUUUACUCCUUAACAGAUUCCGUUGGCAGAGUUCUGGGGUGGGCAGCCAGUUUUUUGAAAACUUGCUCAGCCAGAAAGCCCCAAGUCCACACAGCUGUGGCAGAGUUACAGUUCUGUGGUCUCAUGUUAGUUACCUUAUAGUUACUGUGUAAUUAGUGCCACUUAAUGUAUGUUACCAAAAAUAAAUAUAUCUACCCCAGACUAGAUGUAGUAUUUUUUGUAUAAUUGGAUUUCCUAAUACAAUAUUUGUCAUUCCCACAGAAAGUGUAUUGCUUUUUUUUUUUUUUUUUUUUUUUUUUUUUUUUAAAGAAAGUGUAUUUGGAAAUAAAGUCAGAUGGAAAAUUCAUUUUUAAAAUUCCCAUUUUGUCACUUUCUCUGAUAAAAUAUGGCCAUAUUUCCCCUAUGUAUCCCAGUACCCCUUUCCAGACUGGACUAAGUAAAUAGGAAUUUGGUUUCACGCCUGAGGCAGGUAGACCUUGGAGGUGGCAUAGCCUUUCUCACCUGGACUGCAGGGUCUGGCUCUAAGUCACAGUGCUCCUUUUUCCACACUGUAUCCAAGCUGCCUCCCAGAGGAGCCACCAGUUCUUAUGGGUGGCAAGGGGGGGUUUUCUCUUCUCUCCAGCUGACUAAACUUUUUUUCUGUACCAGUUAAUUUUUCCAACUAAUAGAAUAAAGGCAGUUUUCUAAA
Molecule: messenger RNA, 1973 nt
Organism: Psammomys obesus (fat sand rat)
Lineage: Eukaryota; Metazoa; Chordata; Mammalia; Rodentia; Muridae
Gene: Rhoa
Product: ras homolog family member A
Exons: 7
Coding region: 316-897 (193 amino acids)
Biological process (GO): small GTPase-mediated signal transduction; cell migration; stress fiber assembly
Cellular component (GO): dendritic spine; cleavage furrow
Molecular function (GO): GTP binding; GTPase activity
Source: RefSeq, a predicted model, not a curated record